Molecule: messenger RNA, 3522 nt
Organism: Linepithema humile (Argentine ant)
Lineage: Eukaryota; Metazoa; Arthropoda; Insecta; Hymenoptera; Formicidae
Product: protein BTG2-like
Biological process (GO): negative regulation of cell population proliferation; negative regulation of mitotic cell cycle
Cellular component (GO): nucleus; cytoplasm
Source: RefSeq, a predicted model, not a curated record
CGUCGCGAGCGCUGCCAUUAGAAAGUCGUCGGCAGUCAAUGUGUGCGGAAUCUCCGCGAGUCGGAUAGAGAAAGAGAAAGAGAACUGUCCGUCGGUUCAGGUGUCGCGAGAAAGUCUGUCGAUCUGAAUUGGUUUUAGAGGGAGAGGAAGAGAAAGGAAGAUAUCCGAAUAUCGGUGAAAGAGAUCUGGCCGAUACGGCGAAUCGAUCGAUCGAGCUCGGUCCUCGAUCGGUGGUGUUGAAUCGUGAGAUUCCAUCCGGUGAGACGGAGCGUGAAAAACGAACGGCCGCGUUCGAUCCGCGUGCGGGAGAAUUCGGCGUGAGUCGACGAGGCGAGUACACGGAACGAACCGUGCGAAGGAGAGGAGCGCCGGAGAAGCGACGCGCUUACGCUCGUACGAAGGAUCGAUCCCCGCCGUACACUUGUAACUGUGCGCGCUGGGACGCAUCAUCGCCGAGACGAGAAUCCACGAGGGACGCUCCGGCGGUUAGCUGAUCGCGCUGGAGGGUCGACGACGUACGCCGAGUGCUGUAGAGUGCUACGCAGCGACGUGGCGACGACGCCAUUUUGUGGUGACUGGUACCGUGCGCUUCUUUCGGCAUCAGCGCCGUCGACGAGCCUACUCAUCGCCGCGCCGUGACCCGUGACACGCGCGUAUCUUCCGAUCGCGUUCGCCAGUGUGUUAAACGACGUGGAGCGCUUUGGCCUCCGGAGCCUGGGUCGCAAGAAGCAGCGAGAAAAAAAUAAGAGAAAGAGAGAGAGAGAGAGGGAAAGAGAGAGACAGAAAGUGUUCGUGUAUCCGAGCAACACGGAGUGCGCGUCAUCGGCGUCGCUCCCGUCCGCGCAACUCAUUUAUCUCACCGCGAGUAAAGAGUUCCAUUUUACUUCAUUACCGUCGACGUCUUCGCCCUGGGUAACCAACGAUGAGACUGGAAAUUGUGUCGGCGGCGGAUUUCCUGGUGCACCUGCUGCGCCUGCAGGCGGGACAGCUGUCGGAGCGGCAACUGGAGAUGUUCAAGUCAUCGUUGACGGAGGUGCUGCGCCACCGUUACCGGGACCACUGGUUUCCGGAUCGGCCGAAUCGCGGCUCCGGCUACCGUUGUAUACGCAUCAACGGUAAGAUGGACCCGGUGAUCGCGCAGGCCGGCGCGAACGUCGGCCUGCUGCCGACGGUGCUGCACAGCCUGUUCCCCAGCGAGCUCACCAUGUGGAUCGACCCGUCGGAGGUGUCGUACAGGAUCGGCGAGAACGGCUCCAUUUGCGUGCUGUACGAGCGCACCGAGCCCGAAAAUCCGGAGGAGGUGUCGCAACAGCACCAGCAGCAUCAACACCAGCACGCUCAUCAGCAUACGCAGCAUCAUCAUACGCAGCAGCAGCAGCACCAGCAAGCGCCCACGACGCUGCCGUCGCAGCAGCAGCAACAGCAGCAGUUUGAGAGCUGCAAGGAUUCCCUGCUUCUGGAGCACACGCAGUUCAGUGAGCAGAUCGCCGCGUUUGUCUCCAGCUGAAUCGCCGGGCUUGUCGUCGCUCGCGUCCACGCUCUCGAAAUAAUCUAAUAUUAAUAAUGAAAAAGGAAAAAAAAAAAGAAAGAAGCGCACGUGCAUCUCGUGAUAUGUGAUAUCCCCCGCGUCUCGGCGUCGGACACCGAGCAGGUUCCGCCGCGCUCGACUUUUUCGUGGACUCCCCAAGGCGUGCGUGCGUCCUCCUUGCGUUUUUCUUUUCCCCCCUUCGGUUCCUUCCUUUUUUUCUUUUCGGCGUGCACUGUGAGUCUCGAGCCACGGUGAUCUCGGCUCGCCUCGACGUCGCUCCGUGUCUCUUUCCUUCUCUCUCUCGUCCACCGCGAAAGCGGAGAGCUCCGGCGCGUCCAUCCGCAAACUCAUCGUCCCUCCUUCGAGCGAGUUCCUGCUAAACGGGGAGAGUCCAUCCUUCGGGAACGCGAGCUCGUCCACGCGCGUCGGUCGACUCGAACGACUCUAGUCCAGUCUCGCGCUUCCCCGAUCCUCCUCUCGCGCGCGAAGGAUAUCCCGAGGAUGAGAAAGAGAGAAACCGCCUUCGGGAAGAGAAACUUCCGACUAGUCCGCGCGCGAUUCGACAGAAACAACGGCGGAAAAUGGAAGAACAACCGUGCAGAAGAGGAAGAGAGAAAGUGACUCGGGCUAGUCGAUUCUCCUCGUUUCCGGAGGCGAAUCCUUUUCGGAUCGUUAUCAGCCACCGCUUUACCGUCGGCGAGUCGUCGUAGGAAAAACGGAGCGAGCUCGAAGCUCUCUCAGCAGCCGACUAAUUGAUCUCAGCACCUCCUCCACCCGCGUAAAACCUCCGAGUAUCUCCCGUGACAAGCAGCAGCCAUGCGAGGGAGGAACAACGAAGACCAGCCAGCCUCAUCGCCCCUGCGUACUACUACGUUCCCGAGGGAGUAAAGAAUCCGUACUCGCACACAUAUUAACACACGAAAAAAUACACAUAUACAUAGGACUCAUACAUUCUUUCUGUCUCUUGCAUCCCCUCGAAUAACCAGCGUCUUUCUUCCACAUACUUCGUCACGUCGGAUUACGAGUUAAGGUUCGUACACGCCGACCGACGGGUGUUUACCGCGCGAGCGAACACUGUCGCCCUUUAUUGAGUCAUAAAUAAUUUUCCAUCGUCAAAUUUCUUGUAUAACCAGCUUCGUCCCGACUUCCAAGUAUUCGCAUCACGCGUCGGUUGGGAUACGAUCUUAAGGUUGAGUAAUGAAAAUCGAACGUUCUCGUCGUCGAGGAUUUUUCUCGAACCUCGCACUAUCAAUGCAGAUUGAUACCACCGAGCCACAUAGGUACACACAAAUACACAAUAAUACACAUUACACAGAGGGACACGCAUCGAUGAUCCCUCGAUCGAAGAACAAUCGCGAUCGAUCUCACAUGGAUUGUUGUAACGGGUGUCACGAUCGUCAGUGUCGAUUCAUCAAAUAUGUCUUUAGUUAAAUGUUUUUCACAAAUAUCUGUAUAAACAGAAAGAUAUUGAGUACACAAUUCGAGACUGUUUUGUGUAAACUCUGCGGAAUUUAUCGACUAAUUUAGAUUUUCUGGAAAAAUCGAGUAUAUAGAUAUAUAUAAAUCUCUUGAAGAAUUGCGACGUUGACGCAACGAAAGUUCAAAUUCAGCGUAGAUCGGAGAGUUUUCGAGAGUGGUUGUCGGAAGUGAGAACCUUCUGGAUUCUGACUAGCUCGACAACGAUUCUCCACGGUAGAAAUCUCAAAAGGAAGUUUUAAUGUACACACACACAUAUACACACUCACUCACACACACAUAUACAUACGAUACACAUAUACACACGUACAAAUUUCACGAAAGCGCGCGAGUUUUUAUGUACAUAUAUAUAUAUAUACAUAUAUAUAUAUAUAAUAUAUAUAAGCGUUAUGUAUGUAGAGCACCGUGUACACGGGCGGGAGCGAGGGCGAAGCGAGAAGUCGCUCUGCACGUGUACACAAUCGUCGAAUUGUACAUUAUCAUUUGCGUGAGAGGAGAUGGAAGAAAGCGAGAAAAAA